GCUAGUAGCUCUUUGUUGUCUUCGUUUAGUGCAGCGGCAGCAGAGGAGACAGAACUGGAGGAAGAUGGCGGGGUCCAAGGUGAAGCAGGACAUGCCUCCACCGGGAGGCUAUGCUCCUUUUGACUACAAGAGAAAUUUACCCAAACGUGGUCUUUCAGGGUAUAGCAUGUUUGGUAUUGGAAUUGGCAUUAUGAUGUUUGGCUACUGGAGGCUUUUUAAGUGGAACAGGGAAAGGAGACGUUUACAGAUAGAGGAAUUGGAAGCACGAAUUGCUUUAAUGCCUCUUCUACAAGCAGAACAUGACCGCAAAACUUUACAAAAACUACGGGAAAACCUUGAGGAGGAAGCUAUUCUCAUGAAGGAUGUUCUAGGUUGGAAGGUUGGUGAAAGUGUAUUCCAUACAGACCGCUGGGUCACCCCUCUGCCCGACGAACUGUUCAACCUGCGACCAAGAGAAGAGCUUUUGCACAAACGUUUUGGCUUCUUGUGGUAUGUGUAGUACCUCAAGGACUCCCUUACACAGCCCGAGUUGAACUCUGCUGUUCAUCUUGUAAAUGUUAAAUAUUAAAGUAUACAUUUUCUGUACCUGAA
This is a messenger RNA of Boleophthalmus pectinirostris (great blue-spotted mudskipper), 591 nucleotides long. It is a transcript of the gene ndufa13, whose product is annotated as NADH:ubiquinone oxidoreductase subunit A13. The transcript has 5 exons. Bases 65 to 499 code for a protein of 144 amino acids. Lineage: Eukaryota; Metazoa; Chordata; Actinopteri; Gobiiformes; Gobiidae. The record is from RefSeq and is a predicted model, not a curated record.